Messenger RNA from Fraxinus pennsylvanica, 381 nucleotides. Lineage: Eukaryota; Viridiplantae; Streptophyta; Magnoliopsida; Lamiales; Oleaceae. The record is from the annotation of a GenBank genome assembly.
AUGGCUGACCAGAAGAAGAAGCAAUUCACCAAGGUCAACCAGCUGCGCCCGUUAGACUCUGGGCUUAACUUAACUGUAAAGGUUGUCAAUGCAAAGAUGAUAGCACCGAGAGGUCGUGCUCAAGGGCGCCUUGCUGAAUGCUUGGUGGGAGAUGAUACGGGAAUUAUUAUCUUUACUGCCAGAAAUGAUCAAGUGGACUUGGUGAAAGAUGGCAACACCCUUGUCUUGUCAAAUGCGAAAAUCGACAUGUUUAAGGGAUCAAUGAAGCUUGCAGUUGACAGAUUCGGCCGUGUUGAAGUUAGUGAGCCUGCCAGUUUCACAGUGAAAGACGAUGCCAAUAUGUCGUUGAUUGAAUUUGAGCGUAUUGAUGUAGUGGUUUGA